Aplysia californica (California sea hare) is the source of this 8818-nucleotide messenger RNA. Its product is annotated as oxysterol-binding protein-related protein 9. Gene Ontology annotation, cellular component: cytosol; membrane; intracellular membrane-bounded organelle. The transcript is spliced from 21 exons. Bases 28 to 2157 code for a protein of 709 amino acids. Lineage: Eukaryota; Metazoa; Mollusca; Gastropoda; Aplysiida; Aplysiidae. The record is from RefSeq and is a predicted model, not a curated record. Gene Ontology annotation, molecular function: sterol binding.
ACAUCAGCAGCUGUGCGUAAAGUAAAUAUGGCGAUCAAAAUGGAAGGGCCACUAAGCAAGUGGACGAAUGUAAUGAAAGGAUGGCAAUACCGAUGGUUUGUUCUGGACCAUACAUCUGGAAUUCUUUCCUAUUACACAUCUAAAGAGAAGAUGGUGAAAGGGUCACGACGCGGAUGUGUGAGAUUAAAGGGUGCUGUUAUUGGCAUUGAUGAUGAAGACGAUAGUACUUUCACCAUCACAGUUGACCACAAGACAUUCCAUUUUCAAGCCCGUGAUGAAGAGGAAAGAGAAAGGUGGAUUGAAGCUCUUGAGAGUGCAAUCUGUGAAAUGAGCGGUCAGAGGAAUGCAUCCUCAGAACAUGCAGCAACUUUAGAGGACUUUGAGAAAAAACUCAUGGAGACAGAUGCUUACCUCGAGCUUCUCAUAGAACAGAAUCAGGCUUUAGCAAAGAAAAUUGAUGAAUGUCCAAAUGAGGCAGACAAAGAACGUUACAACAUCAUCAAAGUGACUGCUGAUGCCAUGAUUGAAGCAAUUAAGCAUUCCAUAAUUCAGCUUCAGAUAUCAAAGGAAAACUUGAGGGAGCCAGUUUUGAAUGGCACGAUCAAUGAUGGACCAAUGAUAACAGAUGGAGCCAACUACGGCCAUUUCUCAGGGGCAGCUCGUUCAGUCAUGCCAUCCUUGUCGACGGAGAACGUUUGCCAGGCCAGUCAGGCAGAGAAACCCCAGCUCUGUUCUCAGACUAGCAUAUCUCUUCCCAAUCUAGCUUGCCCUGACGAUGAUCUUCCUGUGCCUGUUGUGGUGAAUGAAGCAGUCCCGGCCACAUCAUACUCAUCCAGCGAGGAUGAAGAGUUCUACGAUGCUGAGGAGGCCAAGUCUCCAAAAGAUCACGACGGGUCCAGAGCUCCGAAGGCUGACGGUAACUCUGGCUCAACUAUAGACCCUGCUGCAAAGGCCAAGGUCAUCUCGUCCAAGGAAGAUUACUUUGAUGAGCUCUAUGAUGUCAAAGAUGAAGAAGAUUUGGGCUCCAUGGAACAGCACGGCAGCAUCAUAGGUCACCUGUUGUCCCAGGUUCGCAUUGGCAUGGACCUGACCAAAGUGGUUCUGCCCACUUUUAUCCUGGAGAGGCGCUCGCUGUUGGAAAUGUUUGCUGAUUUUUUCGCUCACCCGGACUCCUUUUGCCAAAUUGCUGAUAUGACCACUCCAAAGGAGCGAAUGGUGCAGGUGAUCAGGUGGUAUCUUGGAGCCUUCCAUGCUGGUCGACCCAGUGAGAUUGCCAAAAAGCCUUACAACCCAAUUAUAGGAGAAACAUUCAAGUGUUACUGGCAUGUACCUGGUGCCCCUGAAUCUGCGGAAGUGUCGCCUGAAGGUCCAACUCCAUGGUGUACAAAAGACAACUUAUCAUUCAUCUCGGAGCAAGUGUCCCAUCACCCACCAAUCUCAGCAUUCUAUUCGGAGAACUACAACAAGCGCAUCUCCCUUGAUGGCUACAUCUGGACCAAGUCUAAGUUUUUGGGCCUGUCAAUUGGUGUGCACAUGAUUGGUCAGUGUGUGCUGUCUGUGCUGGACUAUGAUGAGGAGUAUACCUUGUCCUUCCCCAGUGGAUACGGCAGGUCCAUCUUGACGGUGCCUUGGGUGGAACUGGGAGGCAAGAUCAACAUCAAUUGUGCAAAGUCAGGCUACUCUUCCUUAGUGGAAUUCCAAACCAAGCCUUUUUACGGCAGCAGAAAGCAUCGGGUGGUUGCAAAUAUAUUUGAGCCAAAUGAGAAGAAAUCUUUUGUGACCAUUGAAGGAGAGUGGAAUGGUGUGAUGUAUGCCAAGUGGGCCUCGGGGAAAAAUGAAGUGUUUGUGGACACCAAGACUCAGCCCAUCAUCAAGAAGAUUGUGAAGCCGCCGGAGCAGCAGGAUGAGUUCGAGUCUAGAAAAUUGUGGAGAAAAGUGACGCUGAACCUGAAGGAGAAGAAUGUGGAUGCAGCGACCGAAGAGAAACGACGACUGGAACAGAGGCAGCGAGACGAAGCUAAAGAGAGGAAGGAGCAGGGCGCCAAGUGGGAAACCAAGUUUUUCCACGAAGUCGGAGAGCACUGGGUCUAUGACAACCCCCUGGUAAAAAGGGUGAAGAAAAAAACGCCGCUGAUGAGCAGAAAGGAACCGAAAUAAUUAAGUUUUUGUUGAACCAGAUUUUCAUGCUUUUUGUCAGAUUAUAUUCCUCCCGUGCACCCUUAUCGUAAUUGGUUUGUCUACAUCUCCUGGGCUGGAGGUGAUCCCCUGUUUAGAUGACUGUCUACCCAUAGCCUGUUUAUUCCUUAGAGGUCAUUGACUUGUGAUGGGUUCUUUGACUUGGCUCUAGACUAGCUGCCUUAGGCCUGCAGUAGUGAGAUGCUUGGUGAUGGGCAGCCCCUAUAUGAAGUGGCCUGGGUUAUUUUUGGUGUAUGUUGGCUUUGUUUUGUAUUGGGGGAUUUUGGGUUGGUGUUUCUUUUUGUUAUUUAUGUUGUUUGGUUUUGGUGUUUGUUGGGGGGGUAAAUGUUUUUAGGAUUUUUUUUUGUUUUUGUAUAGAGAUCAGGAUGGUUGAAGGUGAGAACUAUCUGUCGUUAAUAUGCGCAGCAGUCCCCGAGUUCAGUAUAAGGACUUUGGUGAAGUCGCUCUGCAAAAGAGCAAGUGUAUGCCAUGCUUAGAUCAACUACUUAUGCUGGUCCUGAAGAUAUCGCUGUAUUUGAUCAAAUCUGUAAGUUAACCAACGGUGGCUUCUUCUGUGUUUGGCUGUAUGUGGCUAUGGAACGGUUUGUUUGUUAUGCAUGAUAUCCUUCUCCCUGCUGUUGUGGCUGUGGGUAGCCAUUGCUUAUGUCCCAUAGCAGUUUGUGUUUUAUUUAUUUUUGUCUUGCAAGUGCUGUGUGAUGCUAUGCUAAUGCUGUUCUUGAUACUGUGGCUUGAACUAAGAUUCUGUGUGUUUCAUUAUCGAUGAUGUAUAGAUGAGGACAGAUUGUACAAUGUAUAAAAGAAAGAACUUGACAGCUGGUUGUUGAGAAGUGUACCCUCCCAUCCUUCUAUUUUCUUUUUUUUUAUAGUUUUUUUUUUAAAGUAUUGAAACUUUCGUUGCACAGGGCCUGAAAGUAAUUAUUUUCAUUAUUCAUAUAUGGACAAUAUUUUAUACGAACUUCCCACAUUUUUGUCUAGUUCUGAGUCAUGAACUAUUAAGAAUACAGAGGAGUUUGACGUACAUUCCAGUACAUAGCGACAAUUGAAGGGAUACUUUGAGAAUUUCAUCCAUAGGUGAGUGGCCAUUAUCCACAAAAGGGUGGAUAGAAUAUGGCAGGUGAGAAUAAAGUGUAAACCUCCCCAUAUCUGCGACCCCAGAUGUUGCCAUUAGGUCCAGCUAUUCAAAAUGGGGGCGAUACUUUACUCUUACUUUACACCAGACCGUGGACAUGAAAUUCUCAUGGCCACUGGCUGCUUGAAGUGCACUGCUGAUUCCAAGCCUGUUUUUGAUAGGGCUACUGCCUAUAGUGUGCUUGCUUCAGACUGGUGAAAACAUUUUCUUCUUUAAGUUUCCCCAAUACGUUUACAUUUUGUUUUUCUAAUGUUAUGUUUUUAAAAAAAUAAUUCUUAUAUUAUGCCCUCGACCUACAUACUGUGAUGAUUGUUGUCAAAUGCCGUUUUAGAGAUUAUGGAAAAAUUGUUUGUCUUGAUGAGAAUAUUUCAAACAGUUCAGUCACUCGUGUAUGGCAAUGGCCAUCCUGUUGUCUUCAUUUUUUGUCCUUGUCUGUGAGUGCUUUGGAGAAGAAUUUUUAAUUUGUGUCGGGGGGAAUCAGUGAUUCAAUUUCAUUUUGCUUUUGUCUCUGGAUAGCUCGUGUUUCCUUUUCUUUUUUUCAUUAAUCUUUGAGGCGCGUAUAAGAAUCUGUUUGUCCUGCCUAUUAAGCAGACUCAGCUAGUAUUAUUAUCAUUUUUUUGUGUGUAGAAUGAUUGCUCUAAAUCUUUUGAUAUUCAGCCCUACCGAUUUUUCUAAUGCUGUGUUGAUCAGUGCAGUUUGGAAAAGGUUAAUGUGAUUUUAUGAAUUUUUUAAAAUGCGAACUGGGUGGCUCCUUGGAUGCUUGUGGAAGGUUUUACAUCUGUCUUUUUCUUUAAGACUUUGGUCUGUUCUCUCACUCUGCCUUUUUCUUUUAGGACUUUGGUCUGUUCUCUCACUCUGUCUUUUUCUUUAGGACUUUGGUCUGUUCUCUCACUCUGUCUUUUUCUUUAGGACUUUGGUCUGUUCUCUCACUCUGUCUUUUUCUUUUAGGACUUUGGUCUGUUCUCUCACUCUGCCUCUCACUAGUUGGCCAAUGUUGUGUUGUGUCAACAUGUUUCUUUUUAACACGCACAGACUGACUUCUUUGUGACCGUGUGAAAGAAAAAGAAAUGAAUUGCGUUUGGGUUUUGUUUUUUGCUUUAAUUCUUAUUCUGUUCUUCUUUAUUUCUUUUUUCCUUCAAAUAUUCCGUUGCCCUGGCCAGGGAAUUAUGCCUUCUGCUUUGUAAAAUUUCUUGGACUCUAAAUUCCAUUGACACAUGUUUGGAGGUUUGUGAUGCCUGUGAAUAGAAUUACUGCUGAUUUUGUGAUAUUUUCUGCCCUGUGUUUGUUGCUGUAGUAGUUGUACGGAUUACGAGGAAACUGUGCAUUUGUAUCGUAAAGCGUGUGUGUUUGGAGUGUAUCUAUGACAGUAUGAGUCGGUCAACAUGGCCUUCUCAAUGAUACAGUAUAUUCAGUCCAUGUUUCCAAAAUCAUUUUUGAAUAGAUUGGAAGCUAGUAGUUGUAAAUCCCAUAGAGCACACUUUAGAGUGUGGAUAUAUACGCUAUAUAAAUGCAAUUAUUGUUAUUUAUUAUUUAAGACAAUUGUGAAGUUUGACUCUCUCAUAUCAAUAACAACAGAAACAAUAAGAGGACAUUAGUGUUUUAAGAUAGAAUCAUUAAUCAUCUGAAAAACUUGGUUUUUAAGAAGAAAAAAAAUAUUAUGAUAAUGGUAUUUGUUGGGGGGUGGGGGGGGGGGGGGGGGUUGUGACAGGUGUUUUUCGCUGUAUUUUUUUUCCCAAUGACUUGGUAUUCCAGUGUCUCUAAAUUUUUACCGUACACAGAAGCUCAACAUUUCAGCUUUUUGAUUAAGACAAAGUGUCAUCAUCUGUACCUGAGUGUAAAAUCUACAAUUUGUGAUACCAUGGUCUGUAAGCUGUGUGGAAAAUGAUGUUGGAUAAUCAAUCUAGUUAUUGCCUUUUAUACUAGGGUCUCUAAGCUGUGUAGAAAAUGAUGUAGUAGUAGUAGUAGUAUGAAGUACGGCUGUGGUCAGGCUAGUGGCCUAUGUGGGAUAAACAAUCUAGCUAUUGCCUUUUAUUGGGUCUGUAAGCUGUGUUGAAAAUGAGGUGGGGGAAUCGGCUUCCCAUCUAGUUCUUUCCCUCUCUAGUGAUAGUUAACAUCCUUCAACAGCAAUCGGAUGGUGCUGAUAGCUUAAUCUGAGCCUUGCUGGAACGUCAUACAGAUGGCCCAAGUUCCCCCCCCCCACCCCUGCCCUCCUGAAUAGUCAUUCUUUAGUUCAAAGUGUUUUGGGGAACUUUCAAGGUUUCCACCCUUUCUUCUUGUCCAAGGUUUCCCCCCCCUAUUAGGUAAUAUCCAUAAAAUUUUGGAAUGGCCUUAAACCCACACCAUACUACUCAUACUAUCAUGUAGAUUAGACUUUUUUGUCUUUCAUUGUUGCUGUAAUUUAUUGUGUUUCUGUAUAUCAAAGAGUAAGGUGACUUUGUGUCUUUAUUGUGGAUAGUUGGAGGGUGCCACUGGUAGGUCCUACUUCUUUUCUUUCCCCCCUAAUGUUUCUCUCUGUCUUUCUUGCUUUUUCCUGGCACAAUAUGACUGUUAUUGGGUCGAUGUGCUUCUCUUUACUCAUACAAAUAAACUUUCCUUUCAAAAUGAAAAUGGAUCCUGCAUGAACUUUAAUUAUUAAUUCAGAUGAAAGGCUCCAGGGCAAAAUGCACUAUCCAUUUACAUGAGCAUCAAAAGUGAGAAAAAGGGAAAACUUAUUCCCUGAAAAGAAAAAUAGGCCUAUGAAUGAAUUGCUAAUUAUUGAGAGAAAUAGUGAAUUUUGAGGGGGAAAAAAUUCAUUGUCACGACUAUUCUUAUCAUAAGUUUAGGAAAUGGGUGGGCUUUUUCAGAAAUGCCUAGAUUUGGUGUGUGGUGCAUUUUGCAACGGAACCCUUCAGAUGCUGUCUUUAUCCCUGUUCUCCUACCCUUCUCUCUCCCUCAUCCUCUUCCCUUAAACAUGGGGAUGGUACAAUUUUAAUUCUUUUUUUUUUUAAAUUCCGUGUUCCUUCUAGAUUGACCCAUGUAUACUAGAUUGACCCAUGUAUUUUUGUGAAGCAAGCUCAAGAGCUCUGCUUUGUUGGGUUUUUUUGGUUUCCGUAAUCAGAAUCAUUAGCAUGUGACCCUCAAAGUAUGAUUUUAUGGCCUGCUCAAAACUGUGCAAUAUAGUAGUUAUGCAUUUCUUAUGUACUGGGCCAUCUCCCGUGAAUCACUGAAUGUUUGAUGCGGGUUUGGCAUCACAUGUGUAAUUAUCUUUUAUUUUACAUGUAUGGAUUUUUAAAAAUCUGUGCGUUCACACAUGCCAUAAUGCCACUGUUUUGUCCUCCAGUUAAGCUAAAGUGUGUGUACUCUCCAGUUGUUGUUUUUUUUACAGAAGACCACUUUUGGUUUGACUUGUUACAUUUUAUGCCUUUGGCCUCUCAAUAUGGAGACAAGUCUUGACUCUUGGCAGGUAAAUGGAAAGACUUCAGGGUUGAGGGAGUUCUGUCUUUUUUGGAGUCAACCUUGAUUUUUCUUCUGUCUCUUCCUUUUUAUCAUUCUUCAAAGUUUGUUUUUUUACCUCUGCCCUCUCUCUGUGAUGGUCUUUGUGUCUUACAGAAACCAAAAACACUCUUCUUGCAGUCAUAUGCGUAACAUUGUCAUUGCGGUGUGUUGUACGACGUUGCCAUACAAACUGUGUCUUGGUCUUGUGCAGGAUGCCUCUGUCCCACGUUUCUGUCACAAACAUAUGGGAUUAUGUACACUUUUGCUGUUCUCUGUACAAUAUUGCUGUUAUGUGUACAGUGCGACGUUUCUGUAUUAUGCAUAAAUAACAUAAUAGUGUCUCAUUCUGUUAAUCUAUUGAUCAUUUCUUAUGUUGGGUGUUUGUUUUGGUUUUUACAAGUGUAUUGUGCUCUGUCAUAGCUUUUGUCGUAUGGGGGCGGAGCUGUGCGGGUUUUCUGUAAUCUUCAAAUUCUCCUCAUAUGGCUUGUUGCUAAAUAUGACUGGUCAAUAUCUUCUUUGGGAUUUGUUCUGGAGUUAUAGAGUGGUUGACUCUAUGCAGAUAUAAAAAUAAUUUGUUGUCUUUUUUGUCAUAUUUUUAAAACUACAAGUUAUUUUAUUUUUAAAAAUUUCAUGACGAAGUGAAAAGUUAACUUUUUUGCCUUGUUUUCAUAUUUUGUUAUUUCAGCACCGAUAUUUGAUAUGGAAAUAAUAAAUGUCACAGAGUACUUUUGAAUUGAAAAAAUGAAACCGGAACAUUACGCAUAAUAUUAUUUUCCCUACCUUUUGCGAAAUAGAAUCUAAAUCAUGUUAUGAUGCCCUUGUAUUAUCCGCAUCCCCUGGGUUAGAGAUGAUCCCCUGUUUAGAUGACUGUCUGCCUUUUCAUUGCAUUUGUUUUUCAAAUUUGCCACUCUCCUGUUAACUUGAGGCAGAUGAUUGUAAUUUAAACUAUUUUGAUAAAUUUUAGUGUUUUCUAGAUAUUAAAAAAACCAGCCAUUAAAUGUUAGCUCUAACUUUUUGGCUGACAUUUUUCUGAAACGAGUUCCUGAAUGGAUCUAUUGCUUGAGAGACUCGUUGACUGAAAAUGAUAAAUGCUUGCAAUUCUUUUUUUAACUGUCAGUCCAAGUAAAGUGUUCAAGAGAGUCGGUUUUGAAAAUUUAUCCUUGGAGAAGUAGAUAAUAUUUUUGCUCCCAGUUCUUUACAUCGUCUGAUGGACAUGUUGGAGCUUUUGUAAUUAAUGAUGAGUAGAUUAUCACCCUAUUUGGCAACAGUUCAUUUUGUGAUUUGUGGAACAGUUUCCUUCUGUGAGCACCUAACGCUUUAUGGAAUCAUGUAUACGGUCUCAACAGUACAUGAAGUUCUCAUUGGGGAAAGAGACAAUCUUCUAUGUUGAGAAAAGUAGGUCAGAAAUUGUACCUGAUGUGUGGUCGUACUAAUCAUCUCUUAGAAUACUUAUAUCUUAUUGAAAUGAGAACUAUAUAUUACAGACUAGUGAAAUAUUUCUUAACCCCCUAUUGUAUUUUAUCGUUGUGUAUGUGUGUGUAUGGGGAGGGGGGGGGGUGUUUGUCUGUCUCUGGAGGAUGAAAUAAUAUUUCAUAAUCAAGAUGUUAUGCUAGACAUAUCCCUAAAAACAAUAAUGCAGACAAACCCAGAAAAUAAGCCCCCCCACCCCUCCCCCAAAAAUCAUCCUUUUGUUGUUCCCACUAAGUUCUUAUCACCUUCUGUUGCUUGGUGUGAUUUGACUCACUGCUCAUCGCUUCACAAAUAGUCAAAUUAGCUUGGGUGUACUUGUUCGUUAGAAUAAGCAACUUGAUGCAUCUCCUGUCAAGUCUUGUCGUCACGUCAUGACAUUUACUUUCAGUGUUUGUUUCAUGCCCUAAUAUGUUUGUUCCAAUUUUUGUCUUGUUAUUUUUUCAAAUUUUUUUCUUUUUCUACAAUUAUCAUGAACAAAGAUAUACAGCUUCUUGACUUUUGAGAGGUGGACAACUGAACUGUUGCAAUAAAAUACCUAUCUUUUGUGUA